Molecule: messenger RNA, 5111 nt
Organism: Equus caballus (horse)
Lineage: Eukaryota; Metazoa; Chordata; Mammalia; Perissodactyla; Equidae
Source: RefSeq, a predicted model, not a curated record
GGGAAGGGCAGCAGCAGCAGAGAAUCCAAACCCCAAAGCUGCUAUCACAAAGCACCAGUUCUCCAAGUUGGGGCUCAGAGGGGAGCCAUCAUGAGCGAUGUUACCAUUGUGAAAGAAGGUUGGGUUCAGAAGAGGGGUUUCUUUCUUUUUAAAGUACCCAUCUGAUGCUCUGCAUUUCUCAAAGAUUAUGGAUGCGUGGCUGGAACUCAAAGUGAGAAGUUGCUGUCUCCCCAGCACCUUGGGUGUCAGUCUUUGCUGCGAUGGCUCUCUUGAGAAGACAGGAGAAUAUAUAAAAAACUGGAGGCCAAGAUACUUCCUUUUGAAGACAGAUGGCUCGUUCAUAGGGUAUAAGGAGAAACCUCAAGAUGUGGACCUACCUUAUCCUCUCAACAACUUCUCAGUGGCAAAAUGCCAGUUAAUGAAAACAGAACGACCAAAGCCAAACACAUUUAUUAUCAGAUGUCUCCAGUGGACCACUGUCAUAGAGAGAACCUUUCACGUAGACACUCCAGAAGAAAGGGAAGAAUGGACAGAAGCUAUCCAGGCUGUAGCAGACAGACUUCAGAGGCAAGAAGAGGAGAGAAUGAAUUGUAGUCCAACUUCACAGAUAGAUAAUAUAGGGGAGGAAGAGAUGGAUGCUUCCACAACCCAUCAUAAAAGGAAGACAAUGAAUGACUUUGACUAUUUGAAACUACUAGGUAAAGGCACUUUUGGGAAAGUUAUUUUGGUUCGAGAGAAGGCAAGUGGGAAAUAUUAUGCUAUGAAGAUUCUGAAGAAAGAAGUUAUUAUUGCAAAGGAUGAAGUGGCACACACUCUAACUGAAAGCAGAGUAUUAAAGAACACUAGACAUCCCUUUUUAACAUCCUUGAAAUAUUCCUUCCAGACAAAAGACCGUUUGUGUUUUGUGAUGGAAUAUGUUAAUGGGGGAGAGCUGUUUUUCCAUUUGUCGAGAGAGCGGGUGUUCUCUGAGGACCGCACGCGUUUCUAUGGUGCAGAAAUCGUCUCUGCCUUGGACUAUCUGCACUCCGGGAAGAUUGUGUACCGUGAUCUCAAGUUGGAGAAUUUGAUGCUGGAUAAAGACGGGCACAUAAAAAUUACAGAUUUUGGACUUUGCAAAGAAGGGAUCACAGAUGCCGCCACCAUGAAGACGUUCUGUGGAACACCAGAAUACCUGGCACCAGAGGUGUUAGAAGAUAAUGACUAUGGCCGAGCCGUGGACUGGUGGGGCCUAGGGGUUGUCAUGUAUGAAAUGAUGUGUGGGAGGUUGCCUUUCUACAACCAGGAUCAUGAGAAACUUUUUGAACUAAUACUAAUGGAAGACAUUAAAUUUCCUCGAACACUCUCUUCAGAUGCAAAAUCAUUGCUUUCAGGGCUCUUGAUAAAGGAUCCAAAUAAACGCCUUGGUGGAGGACCAGAUGAUGCAAAAGAAAUUAUGAGACACAGUUUCUUUUCUGGAGUAAACUGGCAAGAUGUAUAUGAUAAAAAGCUUGUACCUCCGUUUAAGCCUCAAGUAACAUCUGAGACAGAUACCAGAUAUUUUGAUGAAGAAUUUACGGCUCAGACUAUUACAAUAACACCACCUGAAAAAUAUGACGAGGACGGCAUGGACUGCAUGGACAACGAGCGGCGGCCGCACUUCCCGCAGUUUUCCUACUCCGCAAGUGGACGGGAAUAAGCCUCCUUCAUCCUGCUCCUUCACGGCCACCUUAGAUUUCCUCCUGAGAGUGACUCCUGCGCGUCACAGCAGGCCUCGCUCCCACAAAUAGCAGGAGCACCUUCAGACACCCCGGACCCAGCAGGUCUCCGCCCCUCGCCGCUCCGCCCACACGAACACACAGACGCACACACGCGCCCUUUUGUUUUUGCAUGAAAUUGUAUCUAAGUCUAAGGUCUCAUGCUGUUGCUGCUACUGUCUUACUAUUAUAGCAACUUUAAGAGGUAAUUGUACAAUCUUCGGAAGUCAUGAGCCCACCAUCGUUCAUUUGUGCACCGAUUGUCAUCUUUUGAUCUUUUAGUUUUUGUUUUCCCUAACGGUGAAGGCUAAUGAGAUACACUGAUUCUAGGUACAUUUUUUAACUUUCUAGAAGAUGCAGACUAAUUAGACUAAGAAGAUUUAGUUUAUAAUUCAGAACAAGCGAUUGUGGGAGGGUGGUGGUGUGCAUACGCAGAAUUGUAGUACAGCACGUCAGAUCAGUGCAUAAAGAGGGUAUGUGUCACUCGGAUCUGGCUGGAGUUCAUUAGGAAGCAUUGAGGGGAGGACUGAACGACUGCGGGCAUAGAUAUGUAUGUACAUAUUUAUUUAAAUUCCUGUUGGAUGCUACAGAGGCAGCUCCGUGCGCCACGUGGACAUCCAGAUUUCAGAGGCAGUCGUGGGCAAGUGAACGUUGUUCUCCCAAGGAAGAGAGCAUAUGCAAGCAGGCCAAGGUCACUGCAGGGUCUAGGACGUGAUUUGCACCAGAGAGCAUUUUUUCCCUGUGCUUGGAAACCUUUUUCCCUUCUUGAUAUUUAUCACCUCUGAUGGCUGAAGAAUGUAGACAGGUGUAACGAUCCUGCUUUUCACCAAAUUUGGACACCAAGGUAAACAGGUGUUUGCCUUAUUUGUUUUAAUUUUUUACUUUCAGUUCUGCGUGAAUUAGCUUUUUCUCGGAUGUUAAACUUUGAAUGUCCUUUUAUGAUUUUGUUUAUAUUGCAGUAGUAUUUAUUUUUUAGUAAUGAGAAUUGUAUGUCAUGUUAGCAAAUGCAGCUCCAACUUACAUAAAAUAGACAUACUACAGUUUAUUUUGACCCAUGUGCGAGGAAUGUACACACCGAUGAGAAUCAUGCACUUUUUCUCCUAUGUAAACAAGUGUGGAUGAGGCUCUGGAGCUGUCUGUAUUGGUUAGAAUGUGGCUCUGGGAGAAGAGAUGCUGUCAUUAACCCCUUGGUGCUAAAAAUGAGCAAAUUCCCAACUCUCCAUGCCAAGGGGUUAACGAGACAAGUGGAUAGUGAUGUUCGCUCCGUUGAGAAGUGAACUGUGAUGACGGCCUGGCAACGUCAUGUAGUGAAGAAAACUGACACCUGAAUGAGGAUAAGAAGUGAACUCUACUUGGCAAAAAGAACACAUCUUGAGUAUUUACGAAGUAGGCAGUAGAGGAUAAGAACCUGGUGUGUUUAUUCUGAUCAUGGUACAUUUAUCACUGAAUUAAGCCAUCAGGGAAAAAAACAAAAAAAGAACACCUCCAGCUUUUCUUUUUCUGUAUAUACUCAUGUCUCCAAAUUCUAACAUUUCUCACUGAAAGGGGACAUGUAUGCAAACCUCAUUUUUCUCCUUCAUUAAUGAUGACCUUCAGAUUAAACCCUUUGGUGCUAGGAGCUGGCAUUUUCCAAAGCAGCCUAUGAAGCCCAGGAGGCUGGGGGCCCUCUUGCAGCACGCGGGAGGCCAUCUGACUCCAGGAGUGAUCGUGGAAAUGCGUGGUGGUACCUGUCUGACAGCUCCCAAACGGAGGACCGCAGCAUGGCGCAGCGUUCGCCUGCGCCGUGACUCCUCGCAGGCUGAGUCCUGCUCAUCUGCAGAUGUCUUAGCCUCUUGGCGCUGGAAGUACGGAUGUAGAGACAGGAGACCACGCGGGGCGGGCGGACCGCUGGGACUGACGGGGGUAAAGGGCAUUUUACUAAGGCAGCUAAGACACAUUCCAACAUAGAUUUUAUCCUGAUUUUUCGUAUCUCUACCUGAGUGAAGUCCAUCCUUCGUCCUGAGUAAGAAGUUACAGCGAAUGGUGGUUCAUCCUUUCUUACAGCUCAGCUUCUUUUUCUCACUUGGAUUUUGUUGAAUGCUUCACUUUGACACGAAAGUAGACUAGAAGGUAUGUUCUGUAAGUUGUCUUGCAUACGUUACAUAAAAGAACCAGGUGAGAGAGACUUGGUGAAGGCUGACUGGCCGGAGCUCAGAGCGCUCGUCCUUUAGCGGGAGCGUGUGACACCGCACACCAGGCACAUCGGUAGCUUUUUCUUUUCCCCCAAGUAUUAAGGUGAUUUCCAUGACCUUGGCCAAGGAUACUUCCUAAAGAUUAAUGAUGGCGUCGGCAGUGCCCCGGGCUGGCCACUCCUCACGGCUGGCUCUCAGUCCCCAGCCAGUGCCCGGGGCUCCGUCACUGAUCCCCCAGCCCCACCCGAGGUUCCGUUAGUGUCAUGCUCAGUGUUUUCUUGGCUUCGAUUUUGAGAAUCCCUCACUUUCAGUCCCAGAUCUCAAUCAGCUGACAUGGAGAAAAAGAGAGAUGGAUGUAGAAGGAGAUUUAUCAAACUUCCCCGUGUCUGCCCCUAGCUGUAGUUUUGGACUCUGGCAGAUGGACAAGUCUGAACCCUAGGCUCAUUCUAGCAGAGUGCAGUGCAGACUGCGUGGGCUCCAUCUCGUCCUGACUUUCAUGGUUUGCCCUCUUGUCGUGAUGCGGCCGUCUUGGAGGAAAUUGGCCAUUUCUGCUCGGGUUUGUGGCAGGGUUGCGCACAGCUUUGCUUUCCACACUAAUUUCAUAGCAUUAUUCCAGUGUUGUUUUCCAUGUCCCAGACCUGAUUUCUGGCUUCUUAAAGCUGAGUGUUCUUGCAGGGGCCUCUUGCUUCUCCUAGAGUACAACAGUAAGGGCCGUCCUUACUAACUGCAGGGUCUCGAUAUUACACCUCAGUGUACACACUUUGCUGCUACUGUUUGUCCCGUCUACAGUAGAAUUUCCUGAUCUUGCUCCUGGUAGUGCAUUACAGGCAAGCAUGAAAUGUAAAGUAUUUAUUUAAAUAAAAAGAAAACCUCUAAAUUGGUAAUUGAAUUACCUCCCUGUAGCUUUAUAGUUUGUGACAUCUCUUGACCUGGCUAGUUCUUUCAUUAGAUCCGCGCAAGAUCUAGUCAUCUGGGUAAGGAUUUUAAGCAGACGCAACUAUGAACCCAAGAAACUGUAUUACUAUUACCGUUGGUCAUACUAAAACUGUUUAUUUCCUUAAGUAUAUGACCCGCAAGGAUGUGAAAUAACUACAAGAAACUGUUUUGUACACUGUACAUCCUUAGUAUUUUUACACGCAUAUGAUAGGGAUGCACAUUAUUUUCCUUCGUACAGACAGCUUAAAUAAAGCACUAUGUCAAUCUGCUA